GCAAAUUAUUCUUGAGACUAUGAAUAUUUAAUGGUCUUGAAGACAAACAAAACAGAAUGUUUUUCUUCACUGUGAUUGGUUUAACAUUGUCAUGACAAGCUUUCGAUUCCAAGAAUAGCUAAAAGAGAGAGUCACAAGACUUGAUUGUUUCAAGUUGAUUGCUUAGAAAUCGUCUAGCUUUGCUCGCUCGCUUUUGCCGGACGGGCAACAUGGACAUUAAAACGUUGUUCCAUAAUCUUCGAGAAGAAGUAUCUUGUCUAGUGUGCACCAACAUAUACACGGAUCCAAAACAACUCCCAUGUCUCCACAGCUUUUGUCUCCAUUGCUUGAAUCAGUGGCACAGAACAAGCCAUGGCCGAGACACAAUCAGAUGCCCGAAGUGCCAAGCUCUUAGCAGAGUGCCUGAAAGUGGCGAUUUGAAAGAUCUUCCAACCAGUUUUUAUCUGAACGGCUUGAUUGAUGUGCUGGCAAUUAGAGAAUACCAAACCAGCCAAGCGAAAUGUGGAAAUUGUGACAAGAGCAGCUCGGAAAGUUCAUAUUGUUUCCAGUGCUGUAUGUUUUAUUGUCAAGAGUGCGUGCUUGGGCACAACAUCAUGAAAAGCUACAAAGAUCACCGUGUCCUGGCGCUUAAAGACUUUGAAGUCAAGGACUAUGAGGAUGUAAUGAAACGACCCGUUUUUUGUCCUAAGGAAGAUCACAACAAAGAAGAGCUGAAGUACUUUUGCAAGACUUGCGAAAUACCAGUUUGCCAAAUUUGUGUCACAUUGGACCACGGUGGCCAUAAUAUGAAAUUAAUCAAGGAAGAGGUAGAAAUACAGAAGAGUGAGAUGAGGUCGUUGCUUGAAAAGCAGAGACGUAAUUUGCAAGCUAAGAUGAAAACUGUCAAUCAACUUGAUGAAGAGUUCGCCAAGCUGAUGCAACAAGCCGAAGACGUGAAGAGAGAUGUUCAAAGACUUGUUGACAAUCUCGUCGCCGUUAUUGAGGCGAAAAAGCAAAAUAUACUAUCAUCGUUGGAGAAAGAAACGAGCAGAUCGCUUGAUCUUGUAACGGAGCGAAAAACCGAAAUUCAACGGCAAAUUACGGCCAUAGAAUCUUCGCUGGAAAAUGCUGAUAAGCUUUUAACUCGUAGCAGUAAUGCUGAAAUCGUUCAACUCAAGAAAUCAUUAGACGCCAUUUUUGAAGGAGUUUCUCAAACCGAGCCAAUUAACCGUAGCACCGAAAGCCUUCCGGCUGGUUUCAUUUUCAAGCAAAAUCCAAAACUGUUGGAGACUGUGAAAACUGAUGACAUUGGAACUUUGCAAAUCUUGCAACUCACUAAGGCAAAUCAUGUAAUUUGCGAAGGCAAAGGAAUUGAAGAAGGAAUGGUAAACUGUGAGGCACAAUUCACUUUGACCUCAAGGAACAUUCGUGGAAAACAGUGUUACAACGAACGUGACCAUGUCACGGUGGAGAUCAGAGAUAAACGAGGACGGGAAUGCGCGACGGAGGUUGGAAUAAAUGACUGUGGAGAUGGACUCUACCAGAUCAAGUAUACUCCAAAAGAUCAAGGAAGGUGUAAAGUGAGUGUAAAAAUAAAUGGGGAACAUAUUAAUAGAAGUCCUUUUACCGUAUUCGUAAAACCAUUUCAAUUCAAACCUGUUUUAUCUUUCGGUAAGAAAGGUUCGUCUUUAGCAUUGUUUAACAGUCCUACUGGACUAGCAGUAAAUGCUAGGAAUGAGAUAGCUGUAGCUGAUAAUCUCAACCACAGAAUUCAAAUCUUUGACAGUGACGGAAAUUACAUAAGAUCCUUUGGCAAAGUGGGAGAGCUUCAAAGUCCUAGAGGAAUAGCAUUUCAUAACAAUGGGAAUAUUUUCGUCGCGGAUAGAUCGAGUCGGAUUCAGAUUUUCGAUGGGAGGGGUGGGUACAUACGAAGCUUUGGAGGGUUUGGUAGGCUUGAUUACCAACUUAAGAAUCCUUGGAGUUUAUCUGUAGACAGUGACGGGAAUGUGAUCGUUGCUGAUAAAGGAAACAGCUUAAUUAAAAUCUUUUCUCACGAUGGAAAGUUCCUUAUGAAAAUAGGUGGACAGGGCUCUUUGAAAUCUCCUAUGCAUUGUAUUCAGUAUGAUAGGUAUCUCGUAGUGUCAGACAGUGGUGAACAGUGUAUCAAAGUUUUUGACAGGAAUGGAAACUUUCAGCACAAGUUCGGAAAGAUAGGUAGUGGGGACGGGGAGUUUGAUGGUCCUUCUCGUAUGGCAGUGAACAAAUCAGGGCACCUGAUGGUCUGUGAUGAAUGUAAUCAUAGAGUACAAGUAUUUGAAAUAAAUGGUAAGUUUAUUGGCAAGUUUGGAACGAAAGGCAGCAAUUUAGGAGAGUUUCAAAAUCCUGUGUCCCUUGCAGUUCUAGGUAACGGCCGAAUUGCUGUGAGUGAAUUCAGCAACCAUCGUAUUCAGUUAUUUGAAUGAAAGAAACAUCAAUAUCAGGUCAGAAGUAAUAAGCCUAUAGUGACAGAAAA
Messenger RNA from Pocillopora damicornis (cauliflower coral), 2491 nucleotides. RefSeq names its product E3 ubiquitin-protein ligase TRIM45. Gene Ontology annotation, molecular function: zinc ion binding; protein binding. The record is from RefSeq and is a predicted model, not a curated record. Lineage: Eukaryota; Metazoa; Cnidaria; Anthozoa; Scleractinia; Pocilloporidae.